Molecule: messenger RNA, 603 nt
Organism: Sorex fumeus (smoky shrew)
Lineage: Eukaryota; Metazoa; Chordata; Mammalia; Eulipotyphla; Soricidae
Product: C-type lectin domain family 4 member A-like
Exons: 5
Coding region: 1-603 (200 amino acids)
Source: RefSeq, a predicted model, not a curated record
AUGCUGACAGAGAGCAAGUGCAGUGAAAUGAGAUUCAAAAAUGAACCCCAGUCCUCGGCCACCCCAUCACAGGCUCCUGCAGCUCCCAAAGAUAGGACUUCACCUCCCAAAAGUAACACUGGUUGCCUCAAGCUACUUCUUGUCUCUUUGCUGAUUCUUCUGCUGCUGAAAAUCUCAUUUGUAAUUGUCACUAUCAGUAAGUCCUGGAGCUGCUGCCCAAAGAAUUGGAAGUCCUUUCGUUCAAACUGCUACCUUUUUUCUUCUGAGGAAAAAAACUGGACUGACAGUGAGAAGCACUGUGCAGGGAUGCAGGCGCAUCUGGUGGUGGUUGACAGCAAGGAGGAGCAGGACUUUAUUAACAAGAAUGUGAACAGACGUUAUGCUUAUUACUUGGGGCUGUCAGAUCUGAAGAAUGGUCACUGGGAAUGGGUUAAUGAGACACCAUACAAUCAAAGUGUCACGUUCUGGCAUCCAGGUGAACCCAAUAAUGACAAUGAACAUUGUGUUAUAUUAAAUUUUCGUCAAGUAAAAUGGGGCUGGAAUGAUAUCUUUUGUAAUGUGUCUCUCUCUUCAAUUUGUGAGAUGUUGAAGAUCUACUUAUGA